This is a messenger RNA of Centrocercus urophasianus (Greater sage-grouse), 5667 nucleotides long. It is a transcript of the gene F13A1, whose product is annotated as coagulation factor XIII A chain. The record is from RefSeq and is a predicted model, not a curated record. Gene Ontology annotation, molecular function: protein-glutamine gamma-glutamyltransferase activity. The coding region runs from base 1501 to 3711 and encodes 736 amino acids. Gene Ontology annotation, biological process: peptide cross-linking; blood coagulation, fibrin clot formation. Lineage: Eukaryota; Metazoa; Chordata; Aves; Galliformes; Phasianidae. The transcript is spliced from 16 exons.
ACGAUGUGGAAGGAAGAGGAAGACAGACUUGGUCAUCUAAGAAAGAGUGCAAAUUUCCAAGUGAAACUCCGAGAAGAAAGAGUGAUUGUCAGCUUCUGCCAAAUGCUCCGAAGAGACCUGAAGGGGCACAAGGAGAGACAUCUACAACUGCUGGCUUCUGAAGCAUGAGGGCUGGGAUCAUUUGGCUGCAUCCACUCACUGCCGUUCCCACUCUGACUGAAAGUUUUCCUCCUGGCUCUGACAGCACUGCAGCCACUUGGGGAAGCACAUAACUGCCUCGGGAGAUGGAGUUUCUUAUUUGUGUUGCAGGCCUCCAGCAGGCAUGGCACCAAGGCAAUAUUUACUUCAGUUUCUGUAACGUCAUCACAGCAGCUGCAGUUUUGGGAACUGAAGUACUGGCUGGAAGUAGAAGGAGAGGCACACCAUGCAGAAAUCAGAGUGGAAAAAAGGAGAAUUGGCAGCCAGCCUCCUCCCCCAGAAAGCUCAUUGUGUUCCUGGAUGUCAGGGGCAUUGCUUGCCCAACAGAUGGUUACCAUAAGGACCAUCUGCAGAGAAGAGAGUCCGUAGAAACUGCAGUUCAGGACAACAGCAAGACCAGAUCUCUCCUGAUGGGGUGCCGGCACACUUGGGGGAGCACAGCAGAAGAAGUACAGUGCCCUGGCCAGGAGCUUUGGGAAGAAGCUGUGUUCUCAGCCAUGAAUAUUUUCUCAGAUGGAUGGUGUGGCUCUUUCGUUACUACGUGCUUUCACUGAAAUAGAUGUGAAAGCAGUUUUGACUAGCUCAAAGAGAAGUCUCUGAUCAGCCUACAUCUGAGAUUUCCCUUAAGGUUGCUUGUGGGAGAGAAAUAAGUGGAUAAGUGCCUUUUUUUCUUUCUUUUUUUUCCGUCUCUCUUUCUCUCUCCUCAAAAGUGGGUUCUCUGUGUGUAGGAAAUAGUCCUUUGGAUAUUGGGUGUUUGUGUGCAUAGAGACAAAAAAUACAGUAUUUCAGUAGUCAUCUGCAGAAUGUUGAGGGCUGUAGUAUUUGAGAUGAUUGCAAUAUAACUUAGACUGUCGUUUUUAUUAGAGAGAGGUGGUAUGCAGUGUACUUCCUAGGAAUAUAAUUUGUUAUUUAGGGUGCAAUAAUAUUGUUUUAGAGGGUGGGAAAGAUGGUAAUUUUCCACCUUUUUACCAGAAAUUCCCAAAUGUUUUUAAUGCCCUGCUUCUCCUAGACAAAUACUUCUGUAUUAAGCUUUCCUUUCCUCCUUCCACCCCCCUUCUUCUCUUAUUCAUGUGUUUUGACAAACACAAAAUGGCUUACAAUCCUCAGAGAGCUGUACUCCAUCAUUAGACUGAUGUUUUCUGCCUCUCAGUUUUUAUUUAUGUGAAUCUAAAAAUGUGUAGCUCGCUGGCACCCCACACUGUUUCCGGUUUCUCCCAUCUUAUAUGUGCUACGCUGGCUCGUGUGUGCUUUUUCCUUGCACUUUUUCUUUCUUACGUGGUAUUACAACAUCUCUAAUACAGGAUGUCUGAACCAACGAGCACCAACAGAGAGAAGAAACAACCUCCCCUGAAUGGGCGAAGAGGCCUCCCAUCAAACAACUCCAAUGCUGAAGAAAAUGAUGUCCCUGAAAUGGAUGCUUUUGGUCUGAUACCUCGAGGAUUUAAUCCAAAAGAUUACCUGCGUGUUGUGGAUAUUCAUAUGUUCAAAGAACCCAAUGAGAUCAACAAGCAGCAGCACCACACCGACAAGUACUACAAUCCCAAGCUGAUAGUGCGUCGAGGACAGCCUUUCCAAAUCCAGAUUGACUUCAGCCGACCCUAUGAGCCAGAGAAAGACCAGAUCUGGCUGGAGUAUUUGAUAGGUCGCUACCCACAACCAAACAAAGGCACCUACAUCCCGAUCCUCAUAGGUGAUGUGCUGAAACCUGGAGAGUGGGGAGCCAAGAUUACCCACAAAGACAACAACUCCAUUCGCCUGUCCAUCAUGUCCUCUGCUACCUGCAUUAUUGGGAAGUUUCGCCUUUACGUUGCCAUCUGGACUCCCUAUGGCAUCAUCAGAACACACAGGAACUCAGCAACUGACACUUAUAUAUUGUUCAACCCCUGGUGCCAAUUGGAUGCCGUGUACCUGGAUGACGAGAAGGAAAGGGAAGAAUAUGUCUUGAAUGAUGUUGGUAUUGUUUUCCAUGGAGACGUCAAUGAAGUGAAAUUCAGAAGCUGGAGUUACGGUCAGUUUGAAGAAAACAUUCUGGAUGCUUGCCUUUUCCUGAUGGACAAGGCAGAACUGGAGUUGUCUGGGCGUGGAAACCCAAUCAAAAUCUGCCGUGUUGCCUCUGCAGUGAUCAAUUCCAAGGAUGAUAAUGGUGUUUUGGCUGGAUCAUGGGACAAUCUCUAUGCUUAUGGAGUCCCACCUUCAGCCUGGACAGGAAGUGUGGACAUCCUCUUGGAAUAUUACAGUUCUAAGCAACCAGUGCGAUAUGGACAGUGCUGGGUCUUUGCUGGUGUCUUCAACACGUUUCUGAGGUGCCUGGGGAUACCUGCAAGACUCAUUACCAAUUAUUCUUCUGCUCAUGACAACAAUGCCAAUUUACAGUUGGACUUCUUUCUGGAUGAUGAAGGGCAGGUGGACAACAGAUUGACCAAAGACUCUAUUUGGAACUAUCAUUGCUGGAAUGAAGCUUGGAUGACCAGACCCGAUCUUCCUGUUGGUUUUGGAGGAUGGCAGGCUGUUGAUGGUACACCCCAAGAGACCAGUGAUGGUAUGUACAGGUGUGGCCCAGCAUCAGUUCUAGCCAUUAAGCAUGGUCAUGUUUGCUUCCAAUUUGAUGCUCCUUUUGUCUACGCUGAGGUGAAUAGUGAUGUUAUUUACUCAAGAAUGGGAAGAAAUGGAUCCCAAGUGAUAGAAAAAAUUGACACAACCCAUAUUGGGAAGCUGAUUGUGACCAAGGGAGUUGGAAGUGAUGAUAUGGUAGACAUUACUGAGAACUACAAAUUCCAAGAAGGCUCAGCAGAAGAAAGACUGGCUUUGGAGACAGCUGUAAUGUAUGGUGUUAAAAAGCAAACUACACAACCGAGCACAUAUCAGCCACAAAAGGAUGUUGAGAUGGAUCUCCAAGUGCAAAACGCAGUCCUUGGCAGUGACUUUAAAGUCACUAUAAUAUUCAGGAACAAGAGCCGCAACUCCUACACUGCUACUACAUACCUUUCAGGCAACAUAGUGUUUUAUACUGGUGUCACAAAGAGUGAAUUCAAGAAGCAUUCUUUCAGUGCAAAACUGGAUCCUCUUUCAUCUAGUGCUUUCGAUGUUAUGAUCACAUCAGCUGAGUAUCUCAGUGACCUGCUGGACCAAGCCUCUUUUCACUUCUUUGUGACAGCACGGAUCAAUGAAACAGGGAAGGUUCUGGCUAUGCAGAAGGCAAUGGUCCUGGAAAUUCCCACCCUGAAAAUCAAGACUAAAGGCGAGAUGGUCGUUGAUAGAGAAAUGUCUGUGGUUGUGGAGUUCACCAACCCUCUGAAGCAAACCCUGGAGAACGUCACACUCCGCCUUGAGGGCCCCGGUGUGCUGAGGACAAUGAAAAAGGAGUUCAGGCAAAUCCCAGCAAUGUCUACCUUGAUCUGGGAAGUGAAAUGCAUCCCAAAACGACCAGGGUUACGAAAGCUGAUUGCAAGCCUGAAUUGUGAUGCUUUGAGGCACGUGUAUGGUGAGCUGAAUAUCCAGAUUCGGAAACCAUGAGGCAAGAUGCCAUCUUCUUCCUUUCAUUUUGUUCUCAUGUUUCAAAAUACCACAUUAGAGGAGGAAAAAGAGACAGUGGUAGAAGUCUGCUUUUUUGUUAUUUUUAUCGUCCUUGGUUUCACUAGAUUCAGUAAGGAAAAGUAAAUGGCAACACAGGGGAUAGCAUAAAAAGAAAUCUGUAUGGUGAAUGAUUCAAAAUUAGAUACACGUAAUCAAAGGCAAUUCUAGGCCAUAUUAUUGCUGUAGUUCACUUGUAUUUAUGGUCUUUUGCAGUAGUGCUGCAAGGGAAUCUGAAAGGCUCCAUUCACCAAAGUAGUCUGAACUUUAGUUUUAAUUAAGGUCUGAUAUUUCACUGAAAAGAAAAAAGGAAGAACCCAAUGUUAUAAAUUCUUAGAGUGAAUUACACAACCUUAUGGUAGAUCGUUCAGGCUGCAAUAAAAACAGGUAUUUCUAGCUAACAGGACUGCUUUAUCUUACAGUGUUAUAAUUUUAGUUAAUGGAGAGCACGUUUUGCUGGAAGCACUUAUUAAGGUGCGGUAUCUCCCAAAUAUUCCCAGCUCUCACUUCUCGCUUGCCACUUCACUGUGCUUUUUCUCCUGGUUUUUUUUUUUUUCAUGUGUCUCUGCACCCAUUCAUAGUCACUCUUUUGCUUCAUACUAUUCCUUUUGUUUGAUUGAUUGAAAAUUCAUAGCUUUUCAUGCUGCUUCUUGGAGUUUAUCACACUAGUCUUGCAUUUUCUGGUCACAUCUCUUGCAUAUGGUAUGUUCUCCAUUCUUUUCUCCUCUUCUUCUCUCCCCAUUUCUCGUGUGUGUAUGUUCUGGGGAGCUCACUGCCCAAAGCAUUCCAGGCUCUGCCACCUGGCACAUGGGGCAAACGAAAGUGGAGUGAGGAGUAGCCAGCCCACAAACCUAACAAACAUCCCAUGUGAACUGUGCCCAAGAGUCCCCAAGAAAUCAUGGCCUGGGAAGGCUGAGGGACAGAAGCUCAGCUUACAGGAAUGAGCAUGCAUCCUGAUGUUCAGAAACUCUGCAAGCUGGUCAGUUUACUGCCUUGCUUGCAGCAAGUUCCUCUGUGGGUGCACUGACGCCUCCUAAGGCCUUGAUCUUCCCCUGAAGUCUUUCUAGCCUGAAGAGUGCUCUGAGUCUGUGGUUCACACUCCACUUUGUAGAAUCAUUCUGAGCUGUGGACUCCCACAUGGUAGGGAAGCAAGCUGUGUGUGUGUGGUAACUUCUCAUCCCUCCUGAACUCUUUCUCAGGACCUUUUUCCUUGUGAGGCAAAAAUGCACGUGCUGCAGUCCCAUACCCAGCUGUGGCCACUCUCUGCUAGCCACAGUGGAUAAGAGCAUAUCCCAUAUGCAAGGCACAGGUGAGAUAAGUGUUUCCCAAGAGGUUUAACCUCGUGCUCAUAAAACACUGUGGCUUUACUGUGCCAGGUCAUUUUGUGGUCUCAUUAGUGAGAGAGCAGGGGAGACAAUUUACCUUCUGCUCCCCUUCUUGCUGCAUAUGGCUUCCUGCAAAACUGGUGACCAGUUGUUAAAAAUAAGUAAGCCCAGGAGGGGGGAAAUGCAGGUUGCCCUUUUGCUGAAGUAUGUGGAGCAAAGCAGAGAUUCACACCACCUCACCUGUUCAGUGAAUAACCAUGGAUUCAGGAACACCAAACCCUUUGGAGCUUUUGCUUCAGACAUGGUGACACUCUCAUUUUGUACAGCUUAUGGGGACUGCACUGUGUACUCUGCAAUGUCAAAAUCUCCUGGAGAAAUCCUCUGGGGCACAAGGGACACAACAGUAUGUUGUAAAUGCACAGUGACCAUCCCUGUUAAGUGAUUCAGCAGUUUUAAUGGAGUGUACAUCAUCUAAUACAAUUAUCCACUUUUUGCUCUUGUCUAUAAACCUGCUUUCCAUGCUAAUCUUUUAUUACUACAAUGUAAUAGGAAUUUACAAUAAAGUAUAUCUGAU